AUGAUAUUCAAGUCUCUUUAUCAGUCUAAAUUCAUAUAUCGUCAAUUUCAUACAAGUUCACCAAGACAUAUUCAUCCAUUGAUAUGGGUUUUUCUUAAACCAGCACUUAAAGGUGUUGCUUGGAUAACUGGCAGAUCAACAAGAAAAUGGUAUCGACAAUUACCACCAGAAAAACGAUCAGUUUUUGCUGAACAUCUUAAUCGACAUAAAUAUAAAUAUAUUGGAAUAUUUGGAACAAUAGGAACUGCUUGUGCUAUUCAUUAUUAUACUCAUCUUGAAACAUCACCUAUAACUGGACGAAGACGUUUUAUGAUGAUGAAUGCUGAACAUUUAACAUUAAUGUCCGACAUGGAAAAAGAAAAGAUUGCAAAAAUGUUUUCUGAUCAAAUGUUCCCUGAACAUAGUAAACAAACUCAACUUGUAGCUCGAGUAGCAAGACGAAUAAUUGGUGCUAAUAUGGAUUUAGACAAUAUUAGAAAUAUAAAAUGGACUGCUCGAGUUGUUGAUGUAGAUAUCAAAAAUGCAUUUGUCUUACCGACCGGUGAUAUUUAUGUUACUCGAGGACUACUUGAGACACUGAUAAAUGAAGAUCAAUUAGCAAUUAUUCUUGCUCAUGAACUUUCACAUGCACUUUUAGGUCAUUCUGCAGAAAGAUUAUCUUAUCUACAAUUAAUCGAUAUGUUUGCGAUAUUUGGAGCAUAUAUUAUCUGGUCUAUCUUUCCGCGUGAUUGGAUUUCAUUUGUAGUAAAUUAUAUAUUUGAAAAUUUUAUAACAUUUACAUCACGUUUACCUUAUUCUCGACUAUUGGAAGAAGAAGCUGAUGAAGUUGGUCUUAUGUUAGCAGCAAAAGCUUGUUUUGAUGUUCGUGAAGCUGUUGCUUUAUGGCGAGUAGUUCAUGAAGCUGAAAUGAAUGCAGCACUCCCAGAAUUUAUUUCUACACAUCCAGCAAGUGCUAAACGUGCUGAAACACUUAAUGAAAAACUUCCUUGGGCACUUGAUAUACGCCGUCAAUGUCAUUGUUCUCCGUUACCAGAAAAUAAACCACCAGUUAGCAAACUUAAUAUUUCAAAUAAUCCAAAUGAAAAGGUAACGGGAAUAUUGGCUAAACCAAUUGUUUCCGUUCAUAAUAUUCCUGUGAUUAACGUUAAUAAAAAAGAAUAA
Rotaria sordida is the source of this 1161-nucleotide messenger RNA. The record is from the annotation of a GenBank genome assembly. NCBI's taxonomy places the organism in Eukaryota, Metazoa, Rotifera, Eurotatoria, Philodinida, Philodinidae.